GAGAGACUUUGAAAUUGAUAUCAGUUAGGGUGGGCUUGUUGGAUGGUGAGGAGAAGGAGAGAGUGAGAGGUAAAAGGAAAUGGGUAGAGGGAAGAUUGAGAUCAAGAGGAUCGAGAACGCUACUAGCAGGCAAGUCACCUUCUCCAAACGUCGUGCCGGGUUGCUGAAGAAGGCAUAUGAACUGUCGGUUUUAUGCGAUUCUGAGGUUGCCCUUAUCAUCUUCUCCAGUACAGGGAAGCUUUUCGAAUUCUCUAGUGCUGGCAUGAAGCGGACACUUUCGAGAUACAACAAGUGCUUGGAUCGAUCUGAACCUUCUUUGGUUCAAUAUGAGCAAGAGAGGCAACAAUCUGAGGAGGUGAAUAUUCUGAAAGAUGAAAUUGCAAAGCUACGAAUGAUACACCUGCAGAUGAUGGGCAAAGAACUGAAUGGCUUGAGCUUAAAAGAAUUGCAGCACCUGGAGCAUCAAUUAAGUGAAGGGGUAUCAUCUGUGAAGAUGAGAAAGGAGCAAUUACUAUUGGAACAGCUUGAAAAAUCGAGGUUAAAGGAACAACAGGCCAUGCUGGAGAAUGAGACUUUACGCAGGCAGGUUGAGGAGCUUAAAGGUCUGCUUCUGUCUACUGAACGUCCAAUGCCACCUUUUCUUCAAUUCGAGCCUGUGAGAGGGAAAUAUGCUCUCGUAAAGCCUGAUGUAAUAAGUUCAAGUGUGAUUUGUAAUUGUGCAGUGGAGAAGCAAGUUGAUUCAGACACUUCGUUGCACUUGGGGUUGUCAAAUGAAGUUUUCCGCAAGAGAAAAGCACCUGAAGGAGCAUCUUGCUCCAAUGAUUCUGGGGCUGGAAGGGCUCCAUCCUAAUACUUCCUGAAGUCUUUUAUCUCAUCUUGCAACGAGUAAUGCUGCUGGAUACCUCGAGUUGUCCUCUGUUACUGGUUGAAAAGUAUAGAAUUGAAACAGUGAUCAUAGCAAAUAUGACAAUUCUCAUUUACUUGUAGUUUUCUUAAAUUGGUGGCUUGUGGAUCAUCUGACAAGCUUUAGGUACUCUUUUUUUUCUAAAGAGGGAAUAUCUGGAUUUUUGUAGGUUGUGCAUGAAAUAUUAGUGUUAUAGUGUCAUGUAGCUAGUUUGACUUAUUUUGGUGUAAUGAAGUCAUUUGCUUAUUAGGGUCUCU
This is a messenger RNA of Telopea speciosissima, 1161 nucleotides long. RefSeq names its product MADS-box transcription factor 23-like. Gene Ontology annotation, cellular component: nucleus. Gene Ontology annotation, molecular function: protein dimerization activity; RNA polymerase II cis-regulatory region sequence-specific DNA binding; DNA-binding transcription factor activity, RNA polymerase II-specific. Gene Ontology annotation, biological process: positive regulation of transcription by RNA polymerase II. Bases 80 to 850 code for a protein of 256 amino acids. The transcript is spliced from 8 exons. The record is from RefSeq and is a predicted model, not a curated record. Lineage: Eukaryota; Viridiplantae; Streptophyta; Magnoliopsida; Proteales; Proteaceae.